Molecule: messenger RNA, 3992 nt
Organism: Agrilus planipennis (emerald ash borer)
Lineage: Eukaryota; Metazoa; Arthropoda; Insecta; Coleoptera; Buprestidae
Product: xenotropic and polytropic retrovirus receptor 1 homolog
Exons: 10
Coding region: 97-2094 (665 amino acids)
Biological process (GO): phosphate ion transport; cellular response to phosphate starvation
Cellular component (GO): plasma membrane; cytoplasm; Golgi apparatus
Molecular function (GO): inositol hexakisphosphate binding
Source: RefSeq, a predicted model, not a curated record
GACGUCCAGCGUCAGUUUUGACGUUUACGUCUUUGCACUUGACGUUAAAUUAAAAAAUUGAUUUGGUUUGUUUGUGAAGGUACAAUCGAGCAAAAAAUGAAAUUUACUGAGCAUUUAUCUGCUCAUAUAACACCCGAAUGGAGAAAACAAUACAUUAACUAUGAGGAAAUGAAAGCGCUAUUAUAUGCUGCUGUAGAACAAGCCCCUUCCGCAGAAGAAGUUGAACCGGAAAUCCUUUCAAGAUAUUUUGCGAAAUUUGAUGAGCAGUUUUUUCAUUAUUGUGAUAAGGAGCUUACCAAAAUAAAUACAUUCUAUUCAGAAAAAUUUGCUGAAGCUACGAGGAAGUACGCAAAUUUGAAAAAUGAACUGAGCGAAGCUCAGGGAAAUGACGACAGUGUUAAGGGAGGAUUUUUUAGGCACGGAAAAAAUAUUUUAACAAAAAAAAAUGUACCUGCAAGAAAAAUGCAGGAACUGAAGUUAGCAUUUAGCGAAUUUUAUUUAAGUUUAAUAUUAUUACAAAACUACCAAAAUCUGAAUUUCACAGGAUUUAGGAAAAUUUUAAAAAAGCAUGAUAAGCUCCUUUCGUGUGAUGUUGGAGCUAGAUGGAGAAUAGAGCAUGUCGAAAAUUCACAUUUUUACACAAAUAAAGAUAUCGACAGAUUAAUACGAGAAACUGAAAAUACUUUCACGCAAGAUUUAGAAGCAGGUGAUAGGCAAAGAGCUAUGAAACGACUUAGAGUACCCCCCUUAGGCGAACAACAGAGUCCCUGGACAACUUUUAAAGUAGGAUUAUUUUCAGGAUCAUUUACAAUGUUAGUGGCAGCUGUUGUUUUGUCGGCCAUAUUCCACCAUGGAAGAGACGACUGGCGAAUCGUAUGUAGAUUAUAUCGGGGUCCAUUUUUAAUAAUAGAAUUUCUCUUCUUAUGGGGUGUUAAUAUUUACGGCUGGCGAUCGUCUGGGGUUAACCACGUCCUAAUCUUCGAAUUGGACCCCCGGAAUCAUUUAUCCGAACAGCACGUUAUAGAAAUGGCAGCAGCUUUUGGGGUUGUUUGGUCAAUUUCGGUAUUGCUAUUUCUCUAUAGUUCCGAGCUUAGUAUACCUCCAUACGUCAACCCUCUGAUAAUGAUUGGACUGAUGGUUCUGUUCUUAGUUAAUCCUACGAAAACGUUUAGGCACGAGGCCAGAUUUUGGAGUUUAAGGGUGUUGGGUCGCAUAUUUUUGGCGCCGCUUUUCUAUGUUACGUUUGCUGAUUUCUGGAUGGCUGACCAACUGAACAGUUUAGUAGUGGUUUUUACGGACAUUCAAUAUUUGGUUUGCUUUUAUAUGUCCAAUAAAAGUUUAUACGUUGGUUCAAACGCCAAUUAUUGCAUUGAAAAGCACAUUACAAUACGAUCGGUAAUGACCUGUUUGCCUGCUUGGUGCCGGUUUGCGCAAUGCUUGAGGAGAUUUAGGGACACUAAAGAAAUGUUUCCCCAUUUAGCAAACGCAAUCAAAUAUGCGUCGUCAUUUUUCGUGGUAAUAUUUAGUGCGUUGUAUAGCGUUCAUGCGGAUCGUAAUGUUCCAAACGAAAAUGUUUUUUUCUAUCUUUGGAUAACAGCGUCUUUGUUUAGUUCUUGUUAUGCGUACGUUUGGGAUAUAAAAAUGGACUGGGGAUUGUUCGAUCCCAAAGCAGGAGACAAUAAAUUUCUUCGGGAAGAAAUAGUUUAUUCUUCUACCUGGUUUUAUUAUUUCGCGAUUAUUGAAGAUGUCAUCUUAAGAUUCGGAUGGGUCUUAUCAAUGUCUUUGACUGAAAUUGGCUACGUACAUGCCGAUGUGAUGGUAAAUAUUUUAGCACCACUGGAGGUUUUUAGGAGGUUCGUUUGGAAUUUCUUUCGAUUGGAGAACGAGCAUUUGAAUAAUUGUGGAAAGUUCAGGGCUGUAAGAGAUAUAUCAGUGGCACCCUUGGACCAUUCCGAUCAAAUGUUAAUUAUCAGGAUGAUGGAUGAAGACGACGGGGUAGUUAAUAGGCAACGGAAACGAGGAUCAAGUAAUAGAAAGAAAGACGAGCCUCGAAUGACAUUUGAAGGAGAAUCUACUGACGACAUGGAAAAUUAAAAUGACCUUCAGUUAAAGAAUUAAAUAAGAGCCAAUAUAAAUUGAUUACUAAUAAAAUGAUAGCGAUUUAUUGGUUUAAUUGUCUCGAUUUUUUCAGUAAAUGAAGAGAGGAAGAAAGGAAAAGGUAUGAUGCAUUUUUAUUUUUUUUGUGACAAAAAUAUUCUUCAUGACUUCCUGAAAAAAUCAAUUCGGUAUGAGAGUCUGAUUCUAUUGUUAUCCAUGAUGAUAACGUUUAUCUCAAUCAAAAAUCACUUCAACAGAAUAUGAUUAGUUUAAUUUAAUUUUCUACUACCACCUUAAUAAAUAAUGAUUUCGCUGUUUAUAUGAAAGCAUUCCUUCGAUCCAACAUUUAAUUUUCUUUUUCUUUUUUAUUUAUGAGAUAUAUAAUAUAAUCAAGUAAAUAUUUUUAUUUUGGUAACUUUUAUGAAAACAAGUACAUAUUUAAACGUUUGUACAAUAUGCAUAAGAAUAUUUUUCUAAUUGGAGUAAAUAUGCUGGCAGAAAUAAGAGUAAUUUAUUUUUAGAAAAGCGUAACUAAUAUUUUCUACCCCCAUUUACUAGAUAGUAGAUUUUGAAAAUGUUAAAACCGGUGCAAAUUAUAAAAUAAAAUGCAAUAAUGAGUACUUUAGAUUAUGUGUGCUUCACAAUAAUUGUUGUAAUUACAAUGUAAUACUAAUAGAGAAAAUGUUAGACUGCAUUUUUAUUAAAUUGAAUUUAAAGUUAUUCCAUUAAUUCUAUUUUAUUUUACUUAUGUUAAACGCCCAACAGGAUUUAAGAAAAAACUAGGUUGACUUAGGCCUAGACAAAAGUAUUUUAGGAUAAGAUCCUGUUCGGCUGGUAACAUUUCGGGAAAAACCUUUUGGGCUAGGACAAAUUGGUUCGUCCACCCUCUCUACGGAGAAAAUAGUUUUUCCUAGGCCAAAGCAGGUUACCUUGAUUUGAAAUUUAAAAAUGCAUUUGGCUUAGGUCCAGGCAAAAGUAUUGUAAGUUGUAUGGCUGCUGAAAUUUCAAGAAAAAUGUUUUAAAUUCGACCAAACUGGUUCAUCCACUCGCUCUACGGAUAAACUAGUUUUGCCUAAGCUAAAACGCCAUACCCUGAUUUGGAAUUUAAUAAUUUGUUCGACCUAGGCCUAGGCAAAAGUAUUUUAGGCUGAAAUUCUGUUUGGCUAGUAAAAUUUCAGAAAAACCGUGUUGGAUUAGGUCAAACUGUUUUAUCCACUCGCACUUUGAAUUAAGUAGUUUUGUCUAUGCGAAACCAAGUUACCCUGAUUUUAAAUUUAAGAAUAAAGUUGACCUAGGCCUAGGGAAAAUUAUUUUGGACUGAAAUCUUGUUUGGCACGUAAAACUAUUUGGACUAGAACAAACUAGUCCAUCUGCCUGUUCUACAUAUAAACUAGUUUUACCCAAUUUAAAAAUUCGUUUGGCUUAGGCCUAGGCAAAAGUAUUUUAAGUUGUCUGGCUGAUGAAAUUUCUAAAAAACUGCUUUGGAUUAGACCAUACUGUUUCAUCUACUCACAUUUCGGACAAACUAGUUUUGCCUAGGUAAAAUCAGGUUACCUGAUUUGAAAUUUAAGAACUAGUUUUACCUAGGCUUAGGCAAAGGUAGUGUAGCAUGUUUUUUAAUAUUCACGACAGUGCAUAUCAUUUGAAAAAGUAUUUUUAAUCCUUAUUGAUGUUAACACCUCGAAAUUUUUUUGUAAACAUUUUAAUAGUAUGAAGUGUAUAAAACCGUUUAUAGCAUAUAUUUUAUGGAAUGUUCUUAGAAAAAAAAAUUGUUAUUAAUUAAUACUUUUAUCUCAUAUUAAUCAAUCCGAAGGGGCUUACUAAUUUAUUUAUUGUUCCAGCAGUGAGGCUAACUGUGAUUAUUUAGUUUUUAUUAAAUUUUAUUCUAAGUUUGU